CCAGUGUCGUGCAGCAUUAGUACCACUGGGGGGCGCUGUCUCGCUCUCGUUUUCUCCGCAUGAAGCGCGUGGACAUGGCGUCGUCCGUGGUUCGUCUGCUUCGGUUUUCGUCUCUGAGAAACGCCCAUGUUCCUCAUGGAUCUGUCCGUGGUCCAGGCUCAGCUCGGCGCACAGCAGUGACCACCUCCUCCGGGGCCAUUCUGCCCAAACCCAAGAAGACCCAUUUCGGCCUAAUCCGGAUUGCUCUGGUAGUGGUGCCCUUCUUGUAUGUGGGGACUCAGAUCAGCAAGAACUUUGCAGCACUGCUGGAGGAGCACGACAUCUUUGUGCCUGAAGACGACGACGAUGAUGACUGAGGCUUCCAGACUUUACAGAACCACCACAGGGAGAUCUGAAGAGUCAAAGGAAGUGAUUCUGCUUAAAUCUUGUUAAAUAAUCUUUGCUUGGAGUUGCAC
This is a messenger RNA of Periophthalmus magnuspinnatus, 455 nucleotides long. Its product is annotated as essential MCU regulator, mitochondrial-like. The record is from RefSeq and is a predicted model, not a curated record. The coding region runs from base 60 to 356 and encodes 98 amino acids. Gene Ontology annotation, biological process: calcium import into the mitochondrion; mitochondrial calcium ion homeostasis. The transcript has 3 exons. NCBI's taxonomy places the organism in Eukaryota, Metazoa, Chordata, Actinopteri, Gobiiformes, Gobiidae. Gene Ontology annotation, cellular component: uniplex complex; mitochondrial inner membrane.